UGGUAGAGGCUAAAGGUUAUUCUCAAUGUUCUGAUGACAUUUGACGCGCUGUGUGUUCUGGCAUGCAUAUUUUUGAUAUAACCUGAGGAUUAUACUUCCGUCAACCGGGCUUGUAAUGGCGGGAUCGCAGGAAAAGCAACGGCUACAAGUGAAUAAUGACAGUCCGACUGAUGAGCACAGUGCGAUUAAUCAGCGACUCAAAGAUGAUGGCCUUGACCCUCAGUGUGACGACUCGCAGAAACUGCUCCAUGUGUGGAAAUUAUACAAAAAGACUGAGUCUGAUCUCCAGAAAGCUGUUGAGAGCGAAGAGAAACUCCGGGUGGAUCAGACGGAAGAGAUGCAGGAGGUGGAGAACUACGUGGAACACAUCCGGAACCUGUCCGACGAGCGGGAGACUCUCAUACAGGAACUGGAGACUGAGAACGAACAGCUCAGAACGGAGGUCGAUAAACUCAAACAAGAUGGAGCGGAUACUGCUCUGAUAAAAGAAACUGCCGAAAUGCUGACUCAGCAGGGUUUGGAAGAGAUUGCGCACGCGUCGAGCAGUGAACAGAUAGCGUUCCUGCUGGUGGAGCGCGCGCGUCUGCUCGACGAACUGGAGAUGGAGCAGACGCAGAAUGAAGGUCAGAAUGCUGAAGAUCUGAAGCAGAUUUUGGAGCGGGAGAGAGCAGACUUCGAGGAAGAACUGGCACAGCAGAGGGAGAGAGCGGCGGAGGUCCUGAACUCGCUCAAGAUGGAGCAUGAAGAAGAAAUAAAUGCCUUGAUCGACGAAAACGCAAAACUGGACGAAGAGUUGACAACGCUGAAAAAUACGAUAAAGGACUUGACAUCUGAAGUGGACAAACUGUCGGAUGACUUGACUAACGAAGAGAAUGAGAAGAAGAAAGUGCAGACGGCGCUCACUGCGUUGGAAAAAGAAGUGAAGGAAAAAGAGAAAGAAAGCCCCCGAUUGGAAGUUGUGCGAACUGAAGUGGUGAGAGCACCAAGUCCGGGACUGGGAAGAACAACAACAGACGUAGCGUUGAGAAAAGUCAUUGAGGAAAAGACGAAGAUUGAAGGUGAACUUGUUUCGCUCACGUCAAAAGUCCGAUCCUUGGAGAAUGAGUUGUCUGCUAAGAGUGAUAAGAUGUCUAAGAUGUCCGAUGACCUUGAGAAAGGUCAGAUGAUUCAGCAGCAGCUGCAGAUGAAGAACAAGAAUCUGCGGAAAGAGGCGGAAGAAAUGGAGCAGCAGCUAGAUGAAGCGGAGCUCUCUGUAGAAAAAAUGACAAAGGAAAACGAAGAAUUCUCUAAAAAGAUGGAAACAUUGCAAGCAGAAGUCAAAACACUUAAAGCAGAAUCUCAUAAGGCUUCCACAUUACAAGACAUUGUAGAUAUCCUUAACAACGAAAAGAGUGAAUUAAAUAGCCAAUUAGAAACUCUCAGACAAGACUUGCGGGCAGCCAUGUAUAAAAAUGAAGAACUGACCAAUCAAAACCGUCAGCAUAUUCAAAAGGAAGAAGAGUUGACCAAUCAUAUUGAAUCUCUGAUGAUGGACAUUGAAGCAGUGAAAGAUGAAAACAAGAAAUUGUCCAAUGAGAGAGAUCUUCUCACGGAAACACAAAAGGAACAGUCGGAAUUGCUAAAGUCUUGGCAGGAAGAAUUGUACUCUCUGAGGUCAGAGAAAGUUUCUCUCGAAAAUGAUGUGGAUGUGCUAGAUAAAGAAAAGAAUGAUUUGUCAAACAAAUUGGAAAAGAUUGAAGAUAAUUUGAAUAAACUGAAGAAAGAAAAUCAAGAUAUUGCCAAGCAAGAGAUAAUUCUGAACCAUAUGCGAGAACAGAAUCAGAAAUUAACCAGUCAAGUGUCUGACUUACAGGCUGAGCUGAAUGAAGUCAAAAUUAGGGAAGGGACUCUUAUACAAACUCAGAAAGCCUUGGAUGGUAGUAAGGAGGAAUCUGAUAAACGAUAUAAACUGGAAUUAGAAGAUCUUAAAACAAAACUGCAGUUGAGUCUGGAGGAACUACAGAAAGUGAAAACUUCACUGGAGAAAGAACGAAACGAUAAAAACAUUCUUCAGGAAAAGAACUUCCAGUUGGAGAAGACUGUAGAAGAAUUAUCCCAAGUCAGGAAACAGCUUGAAGAAGAGAAAAAAUUAAAAUCAGAUUUAGAAAUGAAAAUCCACGAGCUCCAACUGAGUCUGGCCGAACGUUCUCUGGUAGCAGACGGAUUUGAGGGCGAGCGGAAACAGAGGAUGGAACUGGAGAAGAAGAUGUCUGAGCUUAAUCAGGUGGACUCAGAGGCAGCGAGUCUGAGAGAGCAGGUGGCGAGUCAGAGUGAGCAGAUUGCAAGCCUUAACGAGCAGGUGGCGAGCCUGAAGGGCAAGCUGGACGAGGAGAGGCGAGAGAGGGCGAGUCUCGAAGACACGGUUCAGGAUCUGGAGCAGAUUGUCGAGGAUCAGAAGGUCGACCAGGAGAAUCUUCAACAGAGCAUGAAUAAUAAGGUGAAAUCUCUGGAGGGUCGAGUUGUGGCAUUGCAGGAUGACCUGUUUGCAGCACAAGAUGAAAUGCAGGCCGUUCAGGAGAAGUUUGAAAAGGAUGAAAUAGACUCUAAAACAGCCAGUUCAUCUUGUCCUGUGAUCAAUGAACCUCAAACCAUCACCAGUGCUGAUCCACCUGAACAACAGAUAACAUCUUCCAAACAACAAACUCUAGAUUCUAAACCAAAAGAAUCUGUAAUAUCUUCCAAACAACAAACUCUAGAUUCUAAACCCACAGAAUCUGUAAUAUCUUCCAAACAACAAGUUCUAGAUUCUAAACCAACGGAUUCUGACUCCAGGCAGUUGGAGGCUAAACUUCGCGAAUCACUGAUCGCACUUCAGGCCAGCAACACACGGAUCCACGAACUUGAAGAGGAACUGCUCUCUUCUAGCCUCAAGGCUGAGCAGACGCACACCAUACAAGAAGAUUCUGAGAAGAGGCUGGAGAAGUCUGAGGAUGAUCUGAAACAGGUCCGGGGCGACCUCAAACAGGUGAAGAACGAGCUGAACAAGGCCCAGAGCGCACUGGAUGUCACCAAGGCUGAGUUGGAUGACAUGCACCGGAAUGCGGAGUUGAUGAACAGCGCACAGGAUUCCCUGGAGCUGCAGCUAGAGCUGACGAAGACGUCGUUGCAGUACGACGGCGACGAGAGACAGGAGCACAUGGACAGAAUAAAGACCCUGGAAAAAUUGUCACGUCAGCUUGAGUUGGACAACAGGGAAAUGGCUAAAAAGUUGUCUGAGACAAUGGCUGAACACAAGAAUCUGGUUAUUCAGCUGCAAACUGAGAAGAAACGAAACUUGGAUAAGCAGAAUUUUAACAGGACUAAUAUUGCUCAGCUGGAAGAUGAGUUAGAGGCCACUAACAAACAGAUUCAACAUCUCCGAGAAGAAAUCCAUUGUUUACAGACUCAGGUCUUUAAACUGGAGGCCAAUGAAGUAGGACAACAGGCAAAACACGAAAGUGCAAUAACUCGGCUGGAGAUGGAGCUGAAGGAAGCGAAGACGUUCCACCGACAGGAGGUGAAUACCCUGAAAGACAAGCUACAUGCAUCUAACACUGAAGCCAACGACUGCAGGAACAAACACAGUGAAGCGGAACAGGAGUUGUUAGAAAAGAAGGGAGAACUACAACGACUGAAACUAACAGUUGAACGACUCGAAUCUCAGCUACAGACGGAGACGAAACUGAGGACGGAUUACGAGAACCGAAAUAUUUCCCUAGAUCAUGAAAUGACAAAGGUGUGGAGUCAGAUUCGCAUUCUAAUGGAGAAGAACGCUAAUUUAGAAAACACAAAGAGGAGUUUAGAGGAUCAGUUGGACAGAAGGAGUGUCAGUUCGCGUCAAGCUGAACACGUGUUUUCAGAAACAGCAGCCUAUCAGGAUUCAACCAAUAAGUUUCUGCGGAAUCGCACUGAGGCCGCAGAACAAACGGUGUCUGGCAUAACACUUCAACCUCUUAUCACAAAAGCGGCCAAGCUGCAGCGUGAGUUACAGGAGGUGACAAUGAAGAUGCACCAGUCGGAGGAGAGCCUCAUCAACAUGGCCGACAGCGGUGUGGAGCUGCAGGAGAAGAAAGACCAGAUCGUCCAGCUCCGCAACCAGCUGGAGGGAGAGAAACUACAGAGAACCCUGCUGGAUCAGACUGUUGCUGAGCUGAAGCACCAGGUGUCACUGCUGAAACACCGAGAGAGCAAACUAGCGGACGAGAACCAGAGUCUUCAGCACACAAUACUGGACCUGGAGUCCAGACUCAACGAUCUUGAAGAUCAGAAGGACCAGGCUUAUGAUAUGCAUCACCAGCUGUCGGAGGUGGGCCAGCAGUCACUACUGGAGCAGAUAGCACGGCUACAGAAAGAGGUAAAAGACUUGCAGUUUGAACUCAUCACUAACAACGAGAAACACAGCUUUGACGAGCAGCGCUACAUGGACAGAAAACACCGCACCAAAGAAAAACUCUUACGAGCCAGGGAGUUCUACUCCGUGGAGAGAUCUCGGCUAAAGGAACACAUGUCACGAGUGGACGAAGAUCUUGAGUUGACCCGAGCAACUCUUCGUAAAGAACUCGAGUGGAAGGAUAAAAUGGACAUGAACUACAAACAUUUACUGCAGGAAAAACGCGGACUUAUCACUCAGCUGACAGACUUGGAGGAAGAUCUCCGAGAUCGGUCUCGGGCUCUCGCCAUGUUGCAGAUCCGCAGCAAAUUUCUCGAAGAGGAGAAUUCUCGACUUCAGGACCGGAUCGAUUCAAUUUCACAAGACAAACAAUACCUGGAUCGAACUCUUAAAGAGCUCCAGCGCGAGAGAAAUAGAGAGUCAUAUUCUUUACAGUCAGCUGACGUCAACGUGGCAAGUUUUGCAGUCUCCACUAGUGGUUUAGGAAAUAGUAUGAAGUCGAGCUGGGAGGAGGAGAAUCUGAGACAAGGUGUUUUGAGUACCGAGACCAAUGAUUACCAUUCCCGCCUCUACAACCCGCAGACCAUCAACCUCCGCCACAGUCUCGAGAGCGGUAGUAACCAUUCAAUGGACGAAGAGUUUGACGCUUAGAGAUACAACAUGCAGGCCUUCACAAAUUCAUAAUUUGCAUAUCUUAAAAAGGAGUUAUCGCAGAGCUCACCAUUUAAAAAGGGUUAUCACAGAGCUCACCAUUUAAAAAGGGUUAUCGCAGAGAUCGCCAUUUAAAAAGUGUUAUUGCAGAGAUCACCAUUUUAAAAAGUGGUUAUUGCAGAGCUCACCAUUUAAAAAGUGUUACUGCAGAGCUCACCAUUUAAAGUGUUAUUGCAGAGCUCACCAUUUAAAAAGUGUUAUCACAGAGCUCACCAUUUAAAAAGGGUUAUUGCAGAGCUCACCAUUUAAAAAGGGUUAUCACAGAGCUCACCAUUUAAAAAGGGUUAUCGCAGAGCUCACCAUUUAAAAAGGGUUAUCGCAGAGCUCACCAUUUAAAAAAGGUUUAUUGCAGAGCUCACCAUUUAAAAAGGGUUUAUUGCCGAGCUCACCAUUUAAAAAGGGGUUAUCGCAGAGCUCACCAUUUAAAAAGUGUUAUUGCAGAGCUCGCCAUUUAAAAAGGGUUUAUUGCAGAGCUCACCAUUUAAAAAGGGGUUAUCACAGAGCUCAUCAUUUAAAAAGUUUAUCGCAAAGCUCACUGCAAUUUGUGGAGGCCUGUACUGCGAUAUCAAUUACACAAGGACAAACUGUUGUCUUUAUUCAGAAAAACAUUAACCAAUCAAAAUAGACUGAAGUGUGUCUGUCCUGUUUGCUAGACAAGGAUAAGACUGGUUCUAAACGAAACAAGAGUGUAUUAUUAGUAAAACAGGUAGUUUUGUAAGAAGAUUCUAACACAAAACGGUGUUUGGUGUUCGGACUAUAGUUGCUGACCUUAAUUUGUUGAGGUUUUUUAGUCAUUUUGGUUUUGUAGUAGGUCAAAAUUAAUUUUUUAUAUGAAACAAAAAAGGUCUGUACCUUUGAAGUGAGGAUCAGUGGCUGUAAGAUACAAAAGAAAAAACCCAAGCAGUUCAUGACUAGACUUUUUAUAAUUAGUAAUUCUCGUUUUAUUUGUAGGAAGGUUUAGAAAACAUGAGUCCUGUGUCUCCCUGUGCUUAUUGAACAUUCUAACCCAGUGCAGUUCAGAUCUAGACAUAGAUUCGAGCUAAUAAAGCUUAUUUUUGUGAUCAUAUCUAAUGAGAGUUCAGGUUUGUGUUUUGAUUUCAGAUAUUUAAAUACGACAUGUUUAAGCACAUGCUGACAUUCUGACAUUUGUUUUUUGUUUACAUUGUCAAUAUGUAUUUUAUUUUAUUUCUAAUUUGGGGAAUACAGAUUGUUUAAGACUGUCCUUUAUUUC
This is a messenger RNA of Gigantopelta aegis, 6350 nucleotides long. Its product is annotated as myosin-2 heavy chain-like. The record is from RefSeq and is a predicted model, not a curated record. NCBI's taxonomy places the organism in Eukaryota, Metazoa, Mollusca, Gastropoda, Neomphalida, Peltospiridae. The transcript is spliced from 26 exons. Bases 116 to 5059 code for a protein of 1647 amino acids.